UAGUGGUGAAUUGCCUGUAGUCAUCAAUAUUUAGAAAGUGAUUAUUCUACAUAUUCUCUCGAAAUUAUUUACGGUGCAUACAGAGCCGUGAAAUACUUUUCACCAAGUAGCAACCAUUAAACUUAGUCUCUGGAAAAAUUACGGCGAUUGAAGAGGAAAUUAGGAAAUUUCACAUCUCUCGGGCGAUUUUGCUGAUCUGCCUCGGGAAAAAUACGGCAGUACCAAGUUGGACCCUGCGGCGCUAGAGUCAAAAAUAGGGCCAAAAAAGGGAACCAAAAGGCUAACAGUAAUCCUUAUCCGCACUUUUUAAUCUACAGUAUGAUGCGACGCGCUGGAACCGUUCAGAAGCACUUUGUUAGACUGGAGCUGCAUACGUCAUUAUCUUUCCGUUACCUAUCUCAGUAAAUAAAGAUUAUUUUUCCCUCACUCGUUUCAAAUUAUUGUGCGCUUGCAGACCAAUACUACUGAUACUAUUGCUCUGAUUAUGAACCUAGUGAGGAAGCAAGGCUCCAUAUGAGCGGAUGUAUCUUUUUCCUGUCUCAACUCGUAUAAGCACAUUAUUUCCAGCGCAAUGCAUUUAUUAAAACUAUAUACAGUGAAUUCAAAACAUAGCUAUUUCUUUUCGUGCAAGUUGGUGUAUGGAGUUAUUUAAUUUUUAGUAAACGGAGAGUACGAUUGCCUAUCGGGAGAAAUUACAAACACAAAAUUGUCCAGCACGGCUACUCUUCACCACGACUGUUGUGCAUCGAAGACAAAUCCACCGAAAUGUCUUCAGAUCCCUGCAUCACCGGGUUCAUCGUCGAGGACCUCCGCUUCCCGACGAGCGACAACCUCGACGGCUCCGACGCCAUGCACCCGGACCCGGACUACUCGGCCGCCUACGUCAUCCUCCAAACAGACCAACCCCAUCUCCAAGGCCACGGACUCUCCUUCACGAUCGGACGGGGCAACGAAAUAGUGUGCGCCUGUCUGCGGGCCCUCGAGCCCCGAGUCCGCGGCCUCCGCCUCUCUUGGAUCCAGGAGGACCCCGCCCGCUUCUGGCGCCACGUCACCGGCGACAGCCAACUCCGCUGGAUCGGCCCGGACAAGGGCGCCAUCCACUUGGCAACUGGCGCAGUCGUCAACGCCGUCUGGGACCUGUGGGGUCGCCACGUCGGCAAACCGGUCUUCCGCCUCGUCGCUGAGAUGACACCCGAGGAGCUCGUCCGCUGCGUCGACUUCCGCUACCUCACCGACGUCAUCACCCCCGAAGAAGCGCUGGAGCUGCUACGUCGCCAGGCGGUCGGCAAAGCCGACCGCCUGGCAGACCUGGAGGCCGGCGGCUACCCGUGCUACGCCACGUCUGCCGGCUGGCUCGGCUACCCGGACGAGAAGCUGCGCGGCCUGUGCCAACGCGCCGUGGACGCCGGGUUCUCGCACGUCAAGCUCAAGGUCGGGCGCGACCUGGCCGAUGACGUCCGCCGCGUCCGCAUCGCCCGCGAGACGAUCGGCCCCGAGAGGCAACUCAUGAUCGACGCGAACCAAGUCUGGGAGGUGCCCGAGGCCAUCGCCUGGGUCAAGGAGCUCGCCUUCGCGCGCCCGUGGUUCAUCGAGGAGCCGACCAGUCCGGAUGACGUUGAGGGGCACCGCGCCAUACGGGAGGCCGUCGCUCCGGUCAAAGUGGCCACGGGCGAGAUGUGCCAGAACCGCAUCGUGUUCAAGCAGUUCAUGGAGCGGGGUGCGCUGGACGUCGUGCAGGUGGACGCGUGUCGCUUGGGCGGCCUCAACGAGGUUCUCGCCGUCCUCCUCAUGGCCGCGAAGUAUGAGUUGCCGGUCUGCCCGCACGCUGGUGGCGUCGGUCUCUGCGAGUAUAUCCAGCACGUGGCCAUGAUCGACUACCUGUGCGUGGCCGGGACUCGGGAGGGACGCGUGGCCGAAUACGUGGAUCACCUCCACGAGCACUUCGAGGAUCCGUGUCGCGUGGAAGGCGCGGCGUAUCUUCCGCCGCGGGAGCCGGGGUUCUCGAUCGCCAUCAAAGCUGCGUCGCGCGAGCGGUAUCGCUUUGAUCCAGGCGAAUCGUCAACCAUGUGAAUGUUAUGAUUCCAUCACCUUUAAGGUGAUUCGAUGGACGCCAUAUUUUGUGUCAGAACGGCCUGCGAUAUAUCGCAUCAAUUGGUUCCAUAUUUUCAGAUUCUCGUCAUUUUUCUCCUAUUUUGUGAUCGCACUUCUGU
Bemisia tabaci is the source of this 2210-nucleotide messenger RNA. RefSeq lists its product as uncharacterized. Gene Ontology annotation, molecular function: L-fuconate dehydratase activity; magnesium ion binding. The record is from RefSeq and is a predicted model, not a curated record. NCBI's taxonomy places the organism in Eukaryota, Metazoa, Arthropoda, Insecta, Hemiptera, Aleyrodidae. Gene Ontology annotation, biological process: amino acid catabolic process; carbohydrate catabolic process.